Effrenium voratum is the source of this 2589-nucleotide messenger RNA. NCBI's taxonomy places the organism in Eukaryota, Dinophyceae, Suessiales, Symbiodiniaceae. The record is from the annotation of a GenBank genome assembly.
AUGGCGCUGGCUGCUUUGAGAUCCGCCGUCCGUCCCGGCCGCCACUCCUUCCGCGGCUUUGCGGCGGCCGCCAAGCCGCAGGACUUCGCCAUCUAUCGCUAUGACCCGGACCAGCAGGCCAAGCCGUUUUUGCAGAACUACACUAUUGAUCUCAAGGAGUGCGGGCCCAUGAUUCUGGAUGCCCUCAUCAAGAUCAAGGACGAGAUGGAUGCCACUCUCACCUUCCGCCGGUCUUGCCGUGAGGGCAUUUGCGGCUCUUGCGCCAUGAACAUCAACGGCAAGAACGGCCUGGCAUGCCUGCUGUACAUCGAGGAGAGCAAGGCACCCAUCGAGAUCCAGCCCCUGCCUCACACCUAUGUGGUCAAGGACUUGGUGCCGGACCUCACCAACUUCUACAACCAGUACAAAUCCAUCGAGCCGUGGCUGAAGCGAAAGGACACGAAGAAGAAAGGGGACACGGAGUACUACCAGAGCCGCGAGGACCGGGCGAAGCUUGACGGUAUGUACGAGUGCAUCUUGUGCGCCUGCUGCAUGACGUCCUGCCCCUCGUAUUGGUGGAAUCCCGAGUACUAUCUGGGCCCAGCGGUGCUGAUGCAGGCCUACCGGUGGAUUGCGGACUCCCGGGAUCAGUACACUGAGGAGCGUUUGGCGUGGGUCAACGACACCAUGAAGCUGUACCGCUGCCACGGCAUCAUGAACUGCACCAACUGCUGCCCCAAGGGCCUGGACCCCGCGAAGGCCAUUGUGCACCUCAAGGAGCAGGUGGCAGAGACCUACAAGGACGGCUGGAAGUCCAUGAUGACCGGGGAGAUUGUCAAGAACAAGGGCCGUGAGAACGGGCAUGCCCCAGUGGUGCGGCUGCUGCUGAAGCCAGAGCUGCUGAAGGCAAGCAGCUGCGCCCGACGCCGCUCCAGCGCCUGCCUUGGGGCCGGGGAGAAACCUACGGGGGGUCGGCAGGGUCGGCGGGUGGAGAGUGUCGUGUGCGCGGAGAAGUAUGGCCACAGCGCUGGGCCUAGUCGCUGGUGUAGUGGCCUGGCCGUUGUCCCUGAGGUGAAGUCGCUGAGGCCUGGUGGAUGGUGCAGGAUUCCGAUACAGAAGCCCCACUUCAUUCGUAGGAAGGCUAUGGGACGGCGAUUCCUCUUCGGUGUUUCCCUGCCAUUCAUUCUCGCCACGGCGGAGCAGCUCAGCCAAUGCUCUGCGGCAGAUGCGGGAGUGGACCCUGAGGAGUUGCCCUUGGAGGAGGAUUCGGUAGAGUUCUCUCUCCUGCAGACCUCUCUGACACUGUCGCAGCGGGAACCCCUGCAGCUGCGGCAUGCCAAGUCGUUACUCUCCGCCGUUGUAGAUGCCGCCCCUUGGCACGCAAACGGCAGCGCUGCGUUGAACACCUCUUCACCCCUGGCACUUUUGUCGUCCGUGACGUCCAUCACGGCACUGCGCACGCGAGAUGUCAUAGCCUGGCCUGGCGCCUGCGUUCUGGGCCUUUCUUUUGUGGUGACGCUCAUCUUCGUUGUCGUUCUUUGGGCUGUCAUGUUGGAGGCCAGCCAAGCCAGCAAAGCACUGGCCACGGGCCGAUCGUCUCGGCAGGGCAACAUGCCGGCCAGACUACCGGAGGCUGGGCCGGUACCAAAGUUCGGCGGGGAGUCCGUGGAGAACUCCCUGAACGCCCGCAUCGCGAAGCCUCCGCCGAUCUGCCCUUCUUUGAGUCUUCUCCAGGGGGCAGCACAGUUCAGGAUCCCCCUGCUCUUCUUGGACAAGUGCAAGCCUCAUGCUACUUUGGUGGUCCUAGCUGCGGCGUUGCGCGCGGGCACUUUCCCCAUGCAGAUCCUUGGUCCGAGCGGCAAACCGUUGCUACAUGCUUGGCUGCCACUCUGCAGCAAGAGCAAAAGGGCCGGACAGAGGCCGGAGCGGCAGGAGCGCUCGGAGAUGUGCCCAGACAUGCAGAGUGAGACCAGCGAGCCUGAACGCGCGCCCUUCCACAUCGGUCAUUUGCUACAGCUUACCACCAGCGCUGCCAUUUCCCGGCACCCCCACGCCAGCAUUGGCCUCCUGCAGUUGGGCAGUGCCAACGUUCAGCGGGCGCCCACGGAGAUCUUUGGGCCGAAGAACCAGAAGUACGGUUCAAUGAGCCGAUCCAAUGACAAGUGGUAUGUCCAUCAUCACCAUGAAGGAGCCGAGCAGCUGGCGCUCACGCUCCACCAUGCCAGCGCGAGCCUGGGCUUGUGCGCCUAUGCGGAGGGCCGCCAAGUUGCCGCGGCUACACACAUCAGCUCAGCGCCCAACAUUGCCCCGGACACGCUGAGCAUCAGUGUGAGCCCAGGUGGCGAUGCAAUGCUGGCUCUCAUCUGCAUUUUGGCCGUGGUGCUCAGCAUGAUGGAGAAGGUGACGCUCACGGAAACGCCUGCUCCUGCGCCCCUCACGGAAGCCUUGCCGCCGGGCUACUCCGCCGGAGAUCCGCGAAACUCGAGCCGCUCCCUGCCCGCGUCACUGCCUGCGACGGCCGCGAGCGGCUCCGGGCCUGCGCCCUCAGUGCGGCUCCUGGACCCGAGCAGGGUGACCAGUGCACGGUCUGUGCCCCGAUUGUCUAGCUAG